This is a messenger RNA of Lymnaea stagnalis (great pond snail), 3827 nucleotides long. Lineage: Eukaryota; Metazoa; Mollusca; Gastropoda; Lymnaeidae. The record is from the annotation of a GenBank genome assembly.
CAGAAACCUAUUAUGCUACAUGGACAUGAAAGGUCCAUCACUCAAAUAAAAUAUAACCGAGAAGGUGAUCUCAUCUUCUCUAGUGCUAAGGAUCCACAACCCAAUGUUUGGUAUUCACUUAAUGGAGAGAGGCUUGGAACAUUUGUUGGUCAUAAUGGUGCUGUUUGGUGCAUUGAUUGUAGCUGUAUCCUUUAGCAAGUUCAUAUCAACUGUACUUUUUUGUUACUAAUUACAAAUAGGACCUAUGGGGCUGUGGACAUAUUAUAUAACGGGAAUGGGAUAUGGGACUGGUUUAUCAUUUUGUUAUAUUGUGUUGUAUGGGGUGUGAUGGUAGAGUACAAUGUUUAUAGCAAUUCUUUAUUUUUUGGGGGUUUUAUUAAUAUUUCUUUUAUCAAAAUUUCUGCUUUUUAAAUUUACAGAGUUACCCUAAAUUUAACUGCAAUGUAUUUUUGAUUGCAAAAAUUAGCUCAUUUCAGUAAAAAAAAAAAUUUUUCUGCUUUUUGCUUGAAAAUUGCUUUUUUUCUAAUUGUUUUGAAGGACUACCGGUAAUUAAAAUUAUUUGAGUAUAUAUUAUUUAUACCCACAACAAUUACAGAAAGUUAACAACUGUACACAGCUUAUUUAAAUACUUAAACCAAUGACUACCAACUUUUAUUUUAUGCUCUGAGUGUAAAAUGAAGAAUGGAAAGGGUGAUGUAUAUAGAUAUAUAUAAGUGAUGUAUAGAGGUAUACAUCAAUUGACAAGUGAUAUUAUAUGUAUACAUUGGUAUGGUAUGAGUGAAUGAGUAAAACAACUUGCCUUAACCAAAAAUUAGGGGAUUCUUGCAAAGUCCUCACAGGAGCAGCUGACAACACAUGUAAACUAUGGGAUUGUGAGACAGGUAGGCUCUUACUUAUGUAUUUCAAGGGAGAUUUUUGCAUUUUGAUGUUGGGUGGGGCUGGUCUUUUAAAAUAAACUUUAGAGCCAUAACUUGUACAUAAAUAACAUGUACUAAAUUAUCACAUCACUAGAAAUUAAUAAAACCAUAUGACUUAAGUUUUGGGAUAGCUGAAAACAAUUUAUUACCUUUCAGUGCAAAUGAUGAAAUCUUGAAACUUAAAAAAUGUAUUUUCAUUUUAAUUUAUGAUCAGCUUCUAUAUUAUGUAGAUACCGGUAUGUGUAAUAUUAAAAGAUUACAAAGAUUUUUUUAAUGUAUUGUGUUCCCUUAGUAACUUACAUAUAUAUAUAUAUAUAUAUGUAAAUAUAUCAAAUGUGUCCAUUAAAGGUACACAGAUGAACUCUCUAGAAACAAGAACUGCAGUUAGGACAAAUGGGUUUUCUUACAGUGGCAAUCUUAUCAUGUACAGCACAGAUAAAACCAUGGGUUGUCCAUGUGAGAUUUACAUCUACGACAUCAGGGAUGGAGGACAAAUGGGUUUGUAGAAUCAUUCUUGCUCUCUAUGAGGAGUUCAUAAGUUGUUCAAACAAUUUAAUUUGUUCAUAUUUUGUAUUUUUUAAAUAUUUUUCUCAAUCAUGUUUUAGAAAGUACCAAUUUACACACAAUCACUGUUUUAUGGUCUGUAAAUGAUUAGAAUUAUUUGGUGUCUUAAAAGAUUAUAUGAUUAGUGACACAAUAUUAGAACCUGGUUAGAUGUGACUUGUUUACUGGUAUGUCAUUAAAACUUGGCAUACCUAGUGUAAGUUAAAUAUCUCUCAAAUAACUAAUUGAUUGAUAUUAUGUGUUGUGCUAUAUGAAAUUCUGCAACACUUAUAUUUUAAAUUUCUGUGCAGGGUAACUACAUAUUUUGUAAUUUUUUUAAAAUCAAUAUUUUAUUAGAAUCUGGUACACCAUUAGCAACGAUCCCUAUUGAGGGUUCAAAGAUCACUUCUGCUAUCUGGGGCCCUUAUGAAGAAUACAUAAUCACCGGCCAUGAGAAUGGGGAGAUCAACCAAUGGGAUUUAAAGGUUGGUUUGUGUGUAAUUUGUGAGAGUGGAUUUGGAAGUUAAGUUUUGUUUUAAAUAAAAAGAACUUUGCUUGAGUUUCUUAUAUUAAGUUAUAUUCAUGUUGACCAAUAUUCUUUACUGUUGCUAUAUGGUAGCGUUUUUAACUGAAAACAUUACUUACCGAAUAUAGUCUUAAUAAAAAAAUUUAAAAAAAAGUAUAUUAUUAAAUGGGGCUAAAUUUUUUUUAUUGGCCAUUCAAUUCUCCAUAUAAGUCACUGUGAUACAAGUAUACUUUUAAAUGACCAAUUCUGGACAUAGUUACUGUAACGAAAGUAUGUUUCAUGAGUCACCGUUCUCCACAGACUCUGAAAAAACUUGAAAGCUGCCGUGACCACACCAAACAGAUCAAUGACAUUCAGCCAUACAAAGAUUAUACAAUGUUUAUCACUGCAUCUAAGGAUAACACAGCAAGGGUAAGUUAGCUAGAUAUACGUUUUAAAUUUCAAUAUCAGUGAAGGAAAAUCAUGGCUUUCAAUAUGUCAGUGGGUGAACUGAUAAUAAUUUAUGCAUUAAAAUAUUUAAAAGGCUUCAUUUGUGAAUAAACCAAGGUUUUACAUUCAUGAUAUUAUGUACUGUCAUUUUCAAGCCACAAAAAUGCAGAACAUUUUAAAUGUGGAAAGUUCAACAAUGGACUUGUCUAAACAUUGCCCUCUUGUACUAUUCCAGCUAUUUGACAUGGAAACUCUUGAGCCUAAAAAGAUAUACAAAACUGAAAGACCUGUCAACUCUGCUGCCAUCUCACCUCUCCAUGAUCAUGUAAGCUUUCAUUAGUGGCAAGGAGUUAUUUACUAUAGUGGUUUGUAAUGAACAAGAACAAACUGAAUGGAGAAUUUAUCAUGAUAAAUAAAAUGGAAAUGCUUGCAUUGAAUGAAGGUUUUCUUUACAUCAUCAGACUUAGUGAUAAAAUUAAAGUGGUCCUUACUUGAUUCACUUUAUAACAGUUAGUUCUUAUAUAUACCUUGAUUGUUUCAAAUUUUCAGGUAGUUGUAGGCGGUGGUCAGGAAGCUAUGCAGGUGACAACUACCAGCACAAGAGUUGGCAAAUUUGAUGCCCGCUUCUUCCAUCUAGUCUUUGAGGAAGAAUUUGGUAGAGUCAAAGGUCAUUUUGGUCCCAUAAACAGUGUUGCAUUUCAUCCGGAUGGGAAAAGGUAUUUUUCGAAUUUAUUGAAUUUUAAUAAUUUUUUUUAUUAUUGCUUACAAAUACAAUUAUUUCAAAUUUUUUAAAAUUUAAGUUCAGACAUUUUGAAUAACAAUGGUGGUGUUAGCAUUUGUUCCUAUUUCAAGAAAUCGAUUUGAGGAGAUUGAUAUAACCCAAUUUUUUUCUCUUUUGACUCCUUGAAACAGCUAUUUACUGUUUGCUAUAGCAAGUAAUAUUUCAGUUGUCUUUAAAACUACUAACUUCACAUUUUCCCCAAUAUUACAUAUUUUAUAGCUGGUCAUUUUUCCAUUCUAUUAAGUGAACCAACAUUUCUGUUUACUCUUUGUUCCUCAGCUAUAGCAGCGGCGGUGAGGAUGGUUAUGUUCGUGUGCACUAUUUUGAUUCCAAUUAUUUGGAUUUCUCCUUUGAAUAUUAACUCUCCUUUUUGUGUAUUUAUAGAAUGUGUAAGAUCAAUAAAACAAGUUUAACCACUUCAAUUUUUGGUUGUUUGUGAUCUUUAACCUUGGAAUGAGUGAUGUGAUAUCUGGAUUAGUUAUAUUGAAACAAAAAAAAACAAUUGUGUUUAUUCAUUACCUUCAAUAUCCAUAUCAUUUAUUAUCAAUAUUAGAAUGAGAAUCAAGCAACCAUCCUCAUUGUUAUUAAUUGUUGUCUUAUGCUAAAACAAUAAAUCACCUGGACCAAGAAA